CGUACUAUAUAUAAGUCUGUGGUAUGUGGUUUUUGCUCUCACAGACCUUGAGCUCUUCAGUCAUGAAAAUGUAUUUGAUUUCUUUAUGACAACAUAAACAUAGAAUCUGAUGAUGGCUCUCCUUGCAGAAGGGUUAAUUCAUCUAAGUUAUUUAAGUUUAGAUUUACUUUUAAAUUUGCGCAAGUUCACUCCGAUCUGUCUUUUGUUUUACACCACUUAUGUUUGCAUACUCGUUCAUGUUGUUGAAGCGAAAGAAGUCAACAUCGAAGUAUUUCAGUAUGCCAAAUACAAUUCUAAGAAUAGCCACGACUCAGGCAAAGCAUCAGCGUUGUCAGCAUCGUCAUCCUUUUUCAAACCUAUUGUUUACGCCACCAACAAUGAAUUCAACAUAAAUGAACAUGAAGAAUAUCAACACUGCACUGUUGAUCUAAGCCAAAGAAAAAAUCCAGAAGCUAUAAUUUCAGUAAAAGGAAGAUAUUUGACAGCAGGAAGUACUCAUCUUGUUGAAACUGGAAGGCUUCACUUGCUAUCAAGUGACAAUGAUGGCAGGAAUGAUGAAAAUGGAUUUGCUAGAUUACCUCAAGACUGGGUUGGCGUUAUUCAUUAUACAGCAGAAACUGACGGCAAUGCAGUUGAUGGAAAUAGCAAUGACUCACCGCUCAUUUUGGAAAGGGUUCGUAAAGCAUUGAUGUUCGGGGCGUCUGCUAUAAUCAUCUUAACACUAAAUCAAGAAAUAAUACAAGAGGUGCAAACGAUGACGCACACAUGCGUCUUGUCUCCUCUGACACAGAUGAUAUCGCCAUAGAAUAUUAUUCAGAGAUGCAAUCCUUGAAAAAGCCUUCUAUAAACACAUAUAAAGUGUGUGUUCAGUACUAGAUUUUGUUGUUUUAUUGAUCAUAGACAACUACAUUUUUAUCGUCAGGCUUUCCAUUGUCACAGCAGGCAUGUCAUUUCUGGCUU
This is a messenger RNA of Biomphalaria glabrata, 960 nucleotides long. RefSeq lists its product as uncharacterized. The record is from RefSeq and is a predicted model, not a curated record. NCBI's taxonomy places the organism in Eukaryota, Metazoa, Mollusca, Gastropoda, Planorbidae. The coding region runs from base 110 to 805 and encodes 231 amino acids. The transcript has 4 exons.